Juglans regia (Persian walnut) is the source of this 3973-nucleotide messenger RNA. RefSeq names its product receptor-like protein kinase 2. The transcript is spliced from 2 exons. Gene Ontology annotation, cellular component: plasma membrane. Lineage: Eukaryota; Viridiplantae; Streptophyta; Magnoliopsida; Fagales; Juglandaceae. Gene Ontology annotation, biological process: protein phosphorylation. The record is from RefSeq and is a predicted model, not a curated record. Gene Ontology annotation, molecular function: protein kinase activity; ATP binding; protein binding. Bases 395 to 3826 code for a protein of 1143 amino acids.
UUCUCCUCAUAUAAAAAUGGUAUCUUUUCUCUGUGUGCGUGAACCCAGCUAGGCAUUUCUCCAUUAUUCUAAUCACCUUAGUGGAUAGAGAGAGAGAGAGACAUCCAAGUUGUGGUGCGGUGGUGGAGUAGUUUUGCCGAUCUCUAGGCAUUGUUUUCUUUUUUUUGGUUUCAUUUCUUUAUUUUAAUAUGAUUUGUAUCGGUGUGUUCAUGGUUCUCUCCUUUGCUUUGCACAGAAUCAUAGAAAAAUCAAGUACUACUUCUUUGAGCUUGAGUUCAAAGCAAGAAAGCAGAAACACAGCGAGAGUGUGUGUGAGUGCGCGCGCGAGAGAAAGAGAGAGGCUGCAAAACCCGAUGAUGCAAACCCGAGACGAAAGUUUUGGAAAUUGAGGCAAAUGUCGUCGAUGCCCAGCUCGAGGCAAUCUUUCUUCUCCUCCUUCUACAAUCCCUCUUCUUCUUCUUCUACAUUCUUUUUCUUCCUCUUCCUCAUUGCUCUUCUCUACACCCCUGCUUCCACAGCAAACCAUGAAGCCUUCAUUCUCUUCUCUUGGCUCCACAGCUCCACUUCCCCACCACCGUUGUCUUUCUCCAACUGGAACAUACUUGACACCAACCCAUGUAAUUGGACGUCCAUAACAUGCUCCCCACAAGGGUUAGUCACCGAAAUUAGUAUACAAUCUGUCCAGCUCGAGCUUCCAUUGCCUUCCAAUCUCUCUUCCUUUCGCGCUCUUCAUAAACUAGUUAUAUCUGAUGCCAAUCUCACUGGAACCAUCCCAGCAGAGAUUGGUGAUUGCAUUGGACUUAAAACCAUAGACCUUGGAUCAAAUAAUCUUUUUGGCUCAAUCCCUCCAAGCAUAGGCAAUCUCCAAUACCUCGAGGACUUGAUAUUGAACUCCAACAAACUCACUGGGAAAAUCCCAGUUGAGCUAUGCAGUUGCACAAGGCUAAAAAACCUCCUGCUUUUCGAUAAUCUGCUAGGCGGGUCAAUUCUCUCCGAGAUUGGCAGAUUGUCGAGCCUUGAAAUUCUUCGAACAGGCGGAAACAAGGACAUUACUGGGAAAAUCCCUGAUGAGCUUGGAGACUGCAGCAAUUUGACAGUGUUGGGGCUGGCUGAUACCAGAAUUUCAGGCUCUUUACCGGCCUCAUUAGGUGGGCUUAGCAAGCUUCAGACUUUGUCAAUCUACACUACAAUGGUAUCUGGUGAAAUACCUUCUGAAAUAGGUAACUGCUCUGAGCUUGUAAACUUGUUUCUUUAUGAAAAUAGCCUCUCUGGUUCAAUACCGCCAGAGCUUGGAAAGCUUAAAAAACUAGAGCAGUUGAUGCUGUGGCAGAAUAGUCUUGUUGGGGUGAUCCCAGAAGAAAUUGGCAAUUGCAGUAGCUUGAAAAUGAUUGAUAUAUCAUUGAAUUCUCUAUCCGGAACCAUACCUUUAACUUUAGGUGGCCUUUCGGAGCUUCAAGAUUUCAUGAUUAGUAAUAACAAUGUGUCCGGAUUCAUACCGUCAAAUCUUUCCAAUGCUACAAAUCUUUUACAAUUACAAUUUGAUACAAAUCAGAUCUCAGGUUUGAUCCCACCAGAGCUUGGGAUGUUGUCAAAUCUCACGGUGUUCUUUGCUUGGGAUAACCAGCUUGAAGGAAGCAUUCCUUCCACUUUGGAUAGUUGUAGAAAUCUCGAAGCACUAGAUUUAUCUCACAAUGCCCUCACAGGUAGUAUUCCUCCGGGCCUGUUUCAGCUCCAAAACCUCACAAAGCUGCUCUUGAUUUCCAAUGAUAUUUCGGGUUCAAUACCACCAGAAAUUGGCAAUUGCAGUUCUCUUGUGAGGCUACGGCUUGGAAGCAACAGGAUUGCUAGUGGGAUUCCUAACACAAUAGGUAAUCUCAGGAGAUUAAAUUUUCUUGAUCUGGCUGGAAAUCGUCUUUCUAGGUCGGUGCCGGAUGAGAUUGGAAGUUGUACAGAAUUGCAAAUGAUAGACCUCAGCAACAACAUUUUAGAAGGUCCUACACCUAAUUCAUUUUCAUCUCUAUCCGGGCUCCAGGUCUUGGAUAUUUCGUCCAACAAAAUUUCCGGUCAAAUUCCAGCAAGCUUUGGUCGUCUUGUUUCCUUAAACAAGCUCAUUCUAAGUAGGAAUUCAUUCUCUGGAUUGAUUCCUCCAUCUCUCGGUCUUUGUUCAAGUCUCCAAUUGCUUGAUCUCAGCAACAAUGAGCUUACAGGUGGAAUCCCAACGGAACUGGGUCGGAUUGAAGCUCUCGAGAUCGCUCUCAAUCUCAGUUACAAUGGACUCACUGGGCCAAUCCCGACUCAGAUAUCUGCUCUCAAUAAACUUUCCAUCCUAGACCUUUCUCAUAACAAGCUAGAGGGGGAUUUGAAUCCACUUUCUGGGCUUGUGAAUCUUGUUUCGCUCAAUGUCUCCUACAAUAACUUUACUGGUUAUCUUCCUGACAACAAGCUUUUUCGGCAAUUAUCACCAAUGGAUCUAGCUGGAAACCAAGGACUCUGUUCUUCGAGCCACGACUCAUGUUUCUUGGGCGAUGUUGGCAGGACAGGACUAGCAAGAAAUGAGGAUGAUCUAAGGCGGUCGCGGAAACUUAAACUAGCAAUUGCCUUGCUGAUCACCCUGACAGUGGCAAUGCUGGUUAUGGGGAUGACUGCAGUCAUAAGGGCACGAAGAAGCAUCAGAAAUGAUGAUGACUCGGAAUUGGGAGACUUGUGGCCAUGGCAAUUCACUCCAUUCCAGAAACUAAGUUUCUCUGUAGACCAAGUGCUGAGAUGCUUAAUAGAUGCCAACGUGAUUGGAAAAGGGUGUUCUGGGGUCGUUUAUCGAGCAGAUAUGGACAACGGUGAAGUGAUUGCAGUGAAAAAGCUCUGGCCUUCGACAACUGCUGGAGCCGACGACUGUAAUGACGAUAAAUGUGGAGUUCGUGAUUCCUUCUCUGCAGAGGUGAAAACCCUUGGCUCAAUCCGUCAUAAGAACAUUGUCAGGUUCCUGGGCUGCUGUUGGAAUCGAAACACAAGGUUGCUCAUGUAUGAUUAUAUGCCUAAUGGAAGCCUGGGAAGUCUACUCCAUGAGAGGACGGGAAAUGCCUUGGAAUGGGAACUCAGGUACCAAAUUUUGUUGGGAGCAGCACAAGGCCUCGCUUAUUUACACCAUGAUUGUGCCCCUCCAAUUGUUCACAGGGACAUCAAGGCCAACAACAUCCUAAUUGGUCUUGAAUUUGAGCCUUAUAUUGCUGAUUUUGGCCUAGCCAAGCUUGUUGAGGAUGGAGACUUUGCGCGGUCUUCCAAUACUGUUGCUGGCUCUUAUGGAUACAUUGCUCCUGAAUAUGGAUACAUGAUGAAGAUCACCGAAAAGAGUGACAUUUACAGCUUCGGCGUAGUGGUCUUGGAGGUCUUGACAGGAAAGCAACCAAUCGAUCCAACAAUACCAGAAGGGAUCCAUCUAGUGGAUUGGGUUAGACAAAAGAGAGGAGGAAUUGAGGUCCUUGAUCCAAGCCUCCUAUCUAGACCAGAAUCAGAUAUAGAGGAAAUGAUGCAAGCAUUAGGCAUAGCCAUAUUAUGCGUAAACUCCUCCCCUGAUGAAAGACCAACCAUGAAAGAUGUGGCGGCAAUGCUCAAGGAAAUUAAACAUGAAAGAGAGGAGUAUGCAAAGGUGGAUGCCCUCCUGAUCAAGGGUUCUCCAGUAAACAAUGUUCAAGAAAAUAAGAACUCAAGUGGUGUUCCAGCCACUUCAUCAUCAAGACCUGCUAUGCAAAGCUUGCUCUCUAAAAGCAAUAACACUAGCUUUUCUGCCUCUUCACUACUUUACUCAUCUUCCUCCAGUGCCAAAAUUUAAUUUCAAAAGAUGAACUAUAUAGUUUGUUGCUAAACAGAGGUGCUUGUGGCUUGUGAUUUUCUUCAUUUUCAAAACUCUUUGUUUUAUCAAUGUAAAGAGAACAAGAUUGAUAUUUAUUAAUGCAGAUAGAGCCAACGAUUGGAAAUU